This is a messenger RNA of Aptenodytes forsteri (emperor penguin), 4430 nucleotides long. It is a transcript of the gene F13A1, whose product is annotated as coagulation factor XIII A chain. Gene Ontology annotation, biological process: blood coagulation, fibrin clot formation; peptide cross-linking. Gene Ontology annotation, molecular function: protein-glutamine gamma-glutamyltransferase activity. NCBI's taxonomy places the organism in Eukaryota, Metazoa, Chordata, Aves, Sphenisciformes, Spheniscidae. The transcript is spliced from 15 exons. The coding region runs from base 113 to 2323 and encodes 736 amino acids. The record is from RefSeq and is a predicted model, not a curated record.
GAGGAGGAUAUACAGAGGUUACUUAAAAGCCCCCAACUCUUUCCAGGCUUCCUUUGCACUUCAGAAAUUCUGCAAGGGAGAAGAAAAAAAAAAAGACUAUCUGAAAAGAAGGAUGUCUGAAACAACAAACACCAACGAAGAGAAGAAGAAACCUUCUCUGAAUGGGAGAAGAGCCGUCCCAUCAAACAACUCCAAUGAUGAAGAAAAUGAGGUCCCUGAGAUAGAGGUUUUUGGAUUGAUACCUAGAGGAUUUAAUCCAAAAGAUUACCUGCACGUUGUAGACAUUCAUAUGUUCAAGGAGCCCCACGAGAUUAACAAGCAGCAGCACCAUACUGACAAGUACUACAGCCCCAAGCUGAUAGUGCGUCGGGGACAGCUUUUCCAAAUCCAGAUUGACUUCAACCGACCCUACAAGCCAGAGACGGACCAAUUCUGGCUGGAGUAUUUGAUAGGUCGCUACCCACAGCAAAACAAAGGCACCUACAUCCCAAUCCCAGUAGAUGAUGUGCUGAAACCCGGUAGGUGGGGAGCCGAGAUUACCCACAAGGAGAACAACUCUGUUCGCCUGUCCAUCAUGUCCUCUGCCACCUGCAUCGUUGGGAAGUUUCGCCUGUACAUUGCUGUCUGGACUCCCUUUGGCAUCCUCCGGACACACAGAAACCCAGCAACUGACACUUACAUCCUAUUCAAUCCCUGGUGCCAGGAGGAUGCCGUGUAUCUGGAUGAUGAGAAGGAAAGGGAAGAAUAUGUCCUGAAUGAUGUUGGUAUUGUCUUCCAUGGAAACAUCAAUGACAUAAAAUUAAGAAGCUGGAGUUACGGUCAGUUUGAAGAAAAUAUUCUGGAUGCUUGCCUGUUCCUGAUGGACAAGGCAGAAUUGGAGCUCUCUGGGCGUGGAAACCCAAUCAAAAUCUGCCGUGUUGUCUCUGCAGUGAUCAACUCCAGGGAUGAUAAUGGUGUGAUUGCUGGAUCCUGGGACAAUGCAUACACUUACGGGGUCGCACCUUCAGCCUGGACAGGAAGCGUGGACAUUCUUUUGGAGUAUUACAGUUCUAAGCAACCAGUGCGAUACGGCCAGUGCUGGGUCUUUGCCGGUGUCUUCAACACAUUUCUGAGGUGCUUGGGGAUACCUGCAAGACUCGUUACCAACUAUUCUUCUGCCCAUGAUAACAACGCCAAUUUACAGUUGGACUUCUUUCUGGAUGACAAAGGGGAAGUGGACACCAAACUUACAAAAGACUCUGUCUGGAACUAUCAUUGCUGGAAUGAAGCUUGGAUGACCAGACCUGAUCUUCCUGUUGGUUUUGGAGGAUGGCAGGCUGUUGAUGGGACACCCCAAGAAACCAGUGAUGGUAUGUACAGGUGUGGCCCAGCCUCAGUUCAAGCCAUUAAACAUGGUCAUGUUUGCUUCCAAUUUGACGCUCCUUUUGUCUAUGCUGAGGUGAAUAGUGAUAUUGUUUACUUGAGAAGGGAGAAAAAUGGAACCCAAGUGAUAGAAAAAAUUGACACAACCCAUGUUGGGCAGUUGAUUGUGACCAAGGAAGUCGGGGGUGAUGGAAUGAUGGAGAUUACUGAAGAGUACAAGUUCCAAGAAGGCUCAGAGGAGGAGAGACUGGCUCUUGAGACUGCUGUGAUGUACGGUGUUAAAAAGCAAACUACACAAGAUACCAUGUAUCAGCCACAGACGGAUGUUGACAUGGACUUCCAAGUGCAAAAAGCAGUCCUUGGCAGUGACUUUAAAGUCACUAUAACUUUCAGGAACAAAAGUCACAACUACUACACUGCUACGACAUACCUUUCAGGCAACAUAGUGUUUUAUACAGGAGUCACAAAAAAUGAAUUCAAGAAACACUCUUUCAGUGCAAAACUGGAACCCUCUUCAUCUAGCGCUUUCGAUGUUGUGAUCAAAUCAAGCGAGUACCUGAGUGACCUGCUGGACCAAGCCUCCUUUCAUUUCUUUGUGACGGCGCGGAUCAAUGAAACAGGGAAGACUCUGGCCACACAGAAGGCAACAGUCCUGGAAAUUCCCACCCUGAAGAUCAAGACCCAAGGUGAGACGGUAGCUGGUAAAGAAAUGUCUGUGACUGUGAAAUUCACCAAUCCUCUGAAAAAAACCCUGGACAAUGUCACGCUCCGCCUCGAGGGACCCGGUGUGCUGAGAACAAUGAAAAAGGAGUUCAGGCAAAUCCCAAUGAACUCUACCUUGAUCUGGGAAGUAAAAUGCAUCCCAGAACGACCAGGGUUACGAAAGCUGAUUGCAAGCCUGAAUUGUGAUGCUUUGAGGCAUGUGUAUGGUGAGCUGAACGUCCAGAUUCAGAAACCAUGAACCAAUGUGCUGCCUUCAUCUCUCAUUUAGCUAUAUUUCAAAAUAUCACGUUGGGGGAGUGGAGGAGGAAAAAGUUGAAAUCUGUUUAUUGUUAUUUUGGUCAUCUUUGUGCUGAACAACAUUUGAUAAGGAAAACUAAGUGGUAAGACUGGGGAGAGCAUGAAAAAACACCUGGAUAAAGAAUGACUUAAAAUUAGAUACAUGUAAUCAAAGGCAAUUCUAGGCCAUAUUAUUACUAUAGUUCACUUGUAUUUAAGGUCUUUUGCAUUAGUGCUGCAGGGGAAUCUGAAAAGCUCCAUUCACCAAAGAAGUCUGAACUUUAGUUUUAAUUAAGGCCUGAUAUUUCACAGAAAAGGAAAAGAAAAAGAACCCAGUGUUAUAAAUUCUUAGACUGAAUUACACAACCUUAUGGUAGAUCAUUCAGGCUGCAAUAAAAACAGGUAUUUCUAGCUAAAGGGACUGCUUUAUCUUACAAUGUUAUAAUUUUCCAGUUCAUGGAGAGCUCGCUUUGCUGGGAGCAUCUCUCAGGAUGUGUUAUCUCCAGAAUGUUCCCCGCUCCUUGUUUCCUCUUGCUGCUUCCCUAUGUUUUUUCUCUUACUCUUUCCUGCGUGCAGGCACCCACACAUACUCAUUCCUGUAUUUCAUGCCCUCAUCCCACCCCAUAUGCUGUUGAUACACUGUUCCCAUCCUUUGCUUGAUGAAAUUCCAGAGUUUUUUAUGCUCCUGCUCAGAGUUCAUCACACCAAACUUGCAUUUCCUGGUCACAUCUCCUGUGUAUGAUGUGUUCUCUCUUCCUCCUUUUCUGCCUUUUCUUCUCUCCUGAACCCACCCUGUAGCCCCAUUUCCCACCCAUGUGUGUGUCAGUGGGGUUCGCUGCCCCAGAGCACUCCAGGAUCUGCCAGCUGGUAAAUGGGGUGAAGGAGAGAGUAGUGGAGGGGGCAGCCUGAGGGUCUUCUCCUGCCAGCCCCACAAGCCUAGCAAAUAUCCUGCACUGGAGCUGCCACCUGGGGAUCAGUUUAGAUUAAACCAUGCCUGAAAGUUCCCGGGAAUCACAGCUACUGCAGAAUGAAGUCCUGUUACAUGAGAAACCCCAGGAAUAUACAGGGACGGAAGCUCAGCUGGAAAAGGAAUAAAGAUGUAUCCUGAGAGUCAGAAACUCCACAAGCUGGGUCUGCUUCCUGCCUUUCUCGCAGUAUAUUCCUCUGUGAGGUGCAAUGGGGCCUCCCAAGGCAUCGCUCCUCCCUUGAGGACCUUCUGGCUGGUCUGAAUCUGUGGUUUCCAUUAGUCUUCCAUGCAAGGUACUGCUCCAUCCUAAGCCAUGUACCCCAUUGUGCUAGGGCAGCAGGGGUGGGUGUGUGUGUAUUCAUUUCUCAUCUCCCCUGAAAUCCUUCUUGGGAUCUUUUUCCACGAGGCAAAGAUGCAUGUGCCACAAGCUGUGGCAACUCCUCUCCCCUGGCCGCAGUGUGUAAGAGCAUGUCCUGUAUAAACAGCACAGGUGAGCUAACUGAGCUUCCAAAGAAGUUAAAAGGAGCCUCAUGCUCAUUAAACACUGGGGCUUUAUUGUACUGUGUAUGGCCGUGUCAUUUUGUGGUCUCAUUAGUGACAAAGCAAGGGACAUCACUUGCCUUCUGCUCCUCUUCUUGCCACACACUGCCUCCUGCAAAACCUGUGACCAGCUGUUAAAAACAAGCAAGUCCUGGGGGGGGGAGAAAUGCAGGCUACUCUUUUGCUAAAUUAUGUGGAACAAAGCAAAGGUUCAUACCACGUCAUACGCUCAAUGAAUAUCCCUGGAUCCAGGAACACCAGACUUUUGGGGGCUUUCAUUUCAGGCAUGGGCACCCACUCAUUUUGUACAGCUUAUGUGACCACAUUAGAAACUCUGCAACAUCAAAGUCUUCCAUAUAAGUCCUCUGGGGUACAAGGGACUGAACAGUGUGUUGCAAACACAAGGUGACAAUCUCUGUUAAGUAAUUAAGCAGUCCUACCAGAGUCCACAUCUUCUAAUAAAAUUAUCCAUUUUUUGCUCUUGCAUAUAAACCUGCUUUCCAUUCCAGACUUUUUAUAACUGCAGUAUAAUAAGAAUUUAAAAUAAAGCAUGUCUGAUUGC